GCCGUGGGAGGGGGGAGCGGUUGGCGGGCGGUUGGGGUGAGCCGGUCGCCAUGUCCGCGGGGAGCGCGGCGCAUCCCGGGGGCGGCGGGCGCCGCAGCAAGUGGGACCAGCCGGCGCCGGCCCCGGCUCCCGCCCCCGCCCCGCUGCUCUUCCUGCCGCCCGCCGCCCCCGGCGGGGACCCUCCGAGCGGCGGGGCGGCGGCGGCGGCGGCGCCCUCGGGAGCCCUGGACGCGGCGGCCGCCGUGGCCGCCAAGAUCAACGCCAUGCUCAUGGCCAAGGGGAAGCUCAAGCCGUCGGCCGGAGCCGCCGACAAGGUCCAGGCCCCCGGGAAGGGCCCCGCCGCCGGCAAGAGCAAGGACGACCUGGUGGUGGCCGAGGUGGAGAUCAACGACGUCCCCCUGGCCUGCCGCAACCUGCUGACCCGCGGACAGACCCAGGACGAGAUAAGCCGGCUGAGCGGGGCGGCCGUGUCGACGCGAGGGAGAUUUAUGACCGGCGAGGAGAAAGCUAAAGUCGGGCCGGGGGAUCGGCCGCUGUACCUGCACGUCCAGGGCCAGACGCGAGAGCUGGUGGACCGAGCCGUGAACCGCAUCAAAGAGAUCAUCACCAACGGGGUGGUCAAGGCGGCCACCGGGACCAGCCCCACCUUCAACGGCGCCACCGUGACCGUCUACCACCAGCCCGCCCCGCUGCCCCCGCUGGCCCCCGCCGUGGGCCCCAAGCCGCCCUUCCAGUCGGGGAUGCACUACGUGCAGGACAAGCUGUUCGUGGGGCUGGAGCACGCGGUGCCCGCCUUCGGCGUCAAGGAGAAGGUGGAGGGGCCGGGCUGCUCCUACCUGCAGCACAUCCAGGCCGAGACGGGCGCCAAGGUCUUCCUGCGCGGCAAGGGCUCGGGCUGCAUCGAGCCCGCCUCCGGCCGCGAGGCCUUCGAGCCCAUGUACAUCUACGUCAGUCACCCCAAGCCCGAAGGCCUGGCCGCCGCCAAGAAGCUGUGCGACAACCUGUUGCAGACGGUUCACGCCGAGUACUCGAGAUUCGUGAACCAGAUCAACCCGGCGGUGCCGCUGCCAGGCUACCCCCAGCCCGCCGCCGUGGCCGGCGUCCCCCCGCAGCCUCCGUACUACCCGGCCGGCGGCUACCAGCCCGGCUGCCCCGCCGGCCCUCCGCCCCAGCAGCCGCUCCCGCUGCCCUACGGCGUGCCGGGCAUCGUGCCCCCGGCCGUCCCGCUGGCCCCCGGAGUCCUGCCCGCGCUGCCCGCCGCCGGGCCCCCCGUGCCCACCCAGUACCCGAUCCCUCAGGUGCAGCCGCCAGCCAACGCUGGGCAGCCUCCCCUGGGCGGCCCCUUCCUCCCUCCGGCCCCGGUGAAGGCCGCGGUCCCGGCCGUGCCCCAGCCUCAGCCGCCCCCGCCGCCGCAGCAGCAGCAGCAGCAGCAGCAGCCUCCGCCCCCGCCCCCGCCGCCGCCGCCCGGCCCGGCCCAGCCCCAGGCGCAGAAGAGGCGGUUCACCGAGGAGCUGCCGGACGAGCGCGAGUCGGGGCUGCUCGGAUACCAGCAUGGACCCAUUCAUAUGACUAAUUUAGGUACAGGCUCUUCCUGCGGCCAGAGCGAGGGCGAGGCCCCGGCAGCCAGGACGCCCGGUUCCUCGGGCAAAGAGCGAGAGAGGGACAGGCAGUUGAUGCCUCCUCCGGCCUUCCCGGUGACGGGCCUCAAACCCGAGCUCGAGGACCGGCCUGGGUCUGGAGUCGGCGCGGGCGGCCACGAUUACCCGGCGAAGAAGAUGAAGGCGGCGGACAAGGGCUUCGGGCUGGUGGCCUACGCGGGGGACUCGUCGGACGAAGAGGAGGAGCACGGGAGCCACAAAGGGGCCGCUAGCUUCCCGCCGGGCUGGAGCCUGGGCUACCAGUUCCCCUCGGCCCAGCCCCAGGCCAAGCAGCAGAUGCCCUUCUGGAUGGCGCCGUAGCCGGGGGACGACCGAGAGGCGGCGGCGGCGGCGGCUCCCGGGUCGCGACGAUGCAUGGCCGCGCAGAACGGGCGGGGGGCCCCCGCUCCAGAGUCACCGUUCUCCGGGCGGGUGGGACGGGACGGGGCGGGAGGAGGAGGAAGGCGCCGGCCGCUCACCCCGCGCCGCCCCGACGGACGUCCCGGCUCCCGUCGGCGCCCGCGGCCCGGAGAGCGGGACCCGGAGAGGGGGCGGGCGGCGGGGUCGGCCGCCCGGGACGUCCCGUCUCCGUCCCCCCGGGCCUCGGCCUCUUCCCCCUCCCCGUCGGGAGGUCCCCCCCCCCCGGGCGCCGGGGGAGCCCCCGCUUUCCGGCUCGGGCCCCCCGUCCCUCCCUCCGCCGGCGCGGGGGGUCUUAGGGACGGGGCGCGACGGCGUCGCCGGCAGCCCACCGCACCCCGAUCCGGGGGGGGGGGCCCCUUGCACGUCGGCCGGGGUUGAGGGGGGAAGAGGAGCGGGGCCGGGGCGGCCCGCUGGAUGUUGUACAUAUUUCACACCACCACUUGGUUAUAAAUAAACGGACAAACGUUG
This is a messenger RNA of Ornithorhynchus anatinus (platypus), 2525 nucleotides long. It is a transcript of the gene KHDC4, whose product is annotated as KH domain containing 4, pre-mRNA splicing factor. Gene Ontology annotation, cellular component: nucleus. Gene Ontology annotation, molecular function: RNA binding. Lineage: Eukaryota; Metazoa; Chordata; Mammalia; Monotremata; Ornithorhynchidae. The record is from RefSeq and is a predicted model, not a curated record. The transcript is spliced from 14 exons. Bases 51 to 1958 code for a protein of 635 amino acids.